GUGCUCAGCAGCCGGCGGCCCUGUGGCUCUGAAGAGGCAGCUGGCUGCCCCCACAUCACUGCAGCCAUCCUGCCACCCUCGUGGGAAGUGCCCGCCCCGCCCCCAGCGGCGCUGGCGGGUGGUGCCGCCCCGCACGUGGCCGCGAUGGGGACUCGCUGAGCCGUGGACGCAGGCUUCCGGUCACGGGUGGUGCCACUCCACACAGACGAUGUGGCUGGCUCCGCGCCAAGGCCCCGCCGCGUCCCCUGGACUCCCCGCGCCUGAGCUGGCGGCAGGCCGGGGCCUGCGGCUCGUCCUGGGCGUGCUGAGCCUGGCCGUGGUCGUGGUGCGCCUGGAGGGGCAGGCCUACUCUCCCACCGUCAACACGCGCUACGGGAAGCUACGCGGCGUGAGGGUGCCACUGCCCAGCGAGAUCCUGGGGCCUGUGGACCAGUACCUGGGCGUGCCCUACGCGGCGCCGCCCAUCGGCGACAAGCGGUUCAUGCCCCCCGAGCCGCCUGCAUCCUGGUCGGGCAUCCGCAACGCCACACACUUCUCGCCCGUCUGCCCCCAGAACAUCCACAGCGCCGUGCCCGAGAUCAUGCUGCCCAUCUGGUUCACCUCCAACCUGGACAUCGUGGCCACCUACAUCCAGGACCCCAAUGAGGACUGCCUGUACCUCAACAUCUACAUCCCCACUGAGGACGGAGCCAGCGCUAAGAAACAGGGCGAGGACUUAGCCGAUAAUGACGGGGACGAAGACGAAGACAUCCGGGACAGCGGGGCCAAGCCCGUGAUGGUCUACAUCCAUGGUGGCUCCUACAUGGAGGGCACCGGCAACAUGAUCGACGGCAGUGUCCUGGCCAGCUACGGCAACGUCAUCGUCAUCACCCUCAACUACCGCGUCGGCGUGCUAGGGUUCCUGAGCACGGGGGACCAGGCCGCCAAGGGCAACUACGGGCUGCUGGACCAGAUCCAGGCGCUGCGCUGGGUCAGUGAGAACAUCGCCUUCUUCGGGGGGGACCCCCUGCGCAUCACUGUCUUCGGCUCCGGCAUUGGCGCCUCCUGCGUCAGCCUGCUCACCCUGUCCCACCACUCUGAAGGGCUGUUCCAGAGGGCCAUCAUCCAAAGCGGCUCGGCACUCUCCAGCUGGGCUGUGAACUACCAGCCAGUGAAGUACACGAGCAUGCUGGCAGACAAGGUGGGCUGCAAUGUGCUGGACACAGUGGACAUGGUGGACUGUCUGCGCCAGAAGAGUGCCAAGGAGCUGGUGGAGCAGGACAUCCAGCCGGCACGCUACCAUGUGGCCUUCGGCCCCGUCAUCGAUGGCGACGUGAUCCCUGAUGACCCCGAGAUCCUGAUGGAGCAGGGCGAGUUCCUCAACUACGACAUCAUGCUGGGCGUGAACCAGGGAGAGGGGCUGAAGUUUGUGGAGGGGGUGGUGGACCCCGAGGAUGGUGUCUCAGGCAGCGACUUUGACUACUCUGUCUCUAACUUUGUGGACAACCUGUAUGGGUACCCUGAAGGCAAGGACACAUUGCGGGAGACCAUCAAGUUCAUGUACACGGACUGGGCUGACCGCGACAACCCUGAGACACGCCGCAAGACCCUGGUGGCCCUCUUCACCGACCACCAGUGGGUGGAGCCCUCGGUGGUGACAGCCGACCUGCAUGCCCGCUACGGCUCCCCCACCUACUUCUAUGCCUUCUAUCACCACUGCCAGAGCCUCAUGAAGCCUGCCUGGUCCGACGCAGCGCACGGCGACGAGGUGCCUUAUGUCUUCGGCAUCCCCAUGAUCGGCCCCACUGACCUCUUCCCCUGCAACUUCUCCAAGAACGACAUCAUGCUCAGUGCUGUCGUUAUGACCUACUGGACCAACUUUGCCAAGACGGGGGACCCCAACAAGCCAGUGCCCCAGGACACCAAGUUCAUCCACACCAAGGCCAACCGCUUCGAGGAGGUGGCCUGGUCCAAGUACAACCCUCGAGACCAGCUGUACCUGCACAUCGGGCUGAAGCCACGGGUGCGCGACCACUACCGCGCCACCAAGGUGGCCUUCUGGAAGCACCUGGUGCCGCACCUAUACAAUCUGCACGACAUGUUCCACUACACGUCCACCACCACCAAGGUGCCGCCACCUGACGCCACGCAGAACGCCCACAUCACCCGCCGGCCCAACGGCAAGGCCUGGACCACCAAGCGCCCUGCCCUGUCCCCCGCCUACAACAGCGAGGACGGCAAGGAGCCGUGGAGCCCGGAGCAGGAGGCCGGGACCCUCCUGAUUGAGAACCCACGCGACUACUCCACCGAGCUGAGUGUCACCAUCGCCGUGGGCGCCUCCCUCCUCUUCCUCAACGUCCUGGCCUUCGCUGCCCUCUACUACCGCAAGGACAAGCGCCGGCAGGACACACACCGCCAGCCCAGCCCCCAGCGCAGCGCUGCCAACGACAUGGCCCACACACCCGAGGAGGAGAUCCCCUCCCUGCAGGCCAGCCAGGCACACCGUGAGUGCGAGCCAGUGCCUGUGCCAGCCCACGAUGCCCUGCGCCUGGCUGCGCUGCCUGACUACACGCUGACCCUGCGCCGCUCGCCAGAUGACAUCCCGCUUAUGACACCCAACACCAUCACCAUGAUCCCCAACUCCCUGGUGGGGCUGCAGACCCUGCACCCCUACAACACCUUCGCCACUGGCUUCAACAGCACCGGGCUCCCCCACUCACACUCCACCACCAGGGUAUAGCUCCCCAGCCGCCCGCCCGCCCGCCUGCCCGCGCACGCACACACAUGCACGCACACGCACGCUCGCUCACAGCGGACGCUGGGGCCGGGGUGGGGGCCGGGCACUCCGACAGCGCACGGACAGGCUUGUCCAGCCCAGAGGGCAGAGCAGAGCCCCAGCUGGCGCACUGCGGACAGCAUGGGGGGGAUGACUGGUGCCACCCCCAGCUCCUUCCUCCAUUUGUUUUUUAUUUCUCCAAGUGCUUUGACUCUCCUGCGCUGAUGCCGGGGUUGUGGGGCCCAGCCAGAGCCGCACAGCAGGACUGACCCCAGGGCAGGGGCACGGCCCUUAUGCCCUGCUCCCUGCUAGCAAGCCCUGGCCAUGCCAGCAGCAAGACGGAUGGAUGCACGUGAGAGGCUGCAGAACCUCUGCCUUGGCCCGCGGUCCGUUGGCCUCCAGGGGCUGGGCCUCAUGCCAAGCAGCAGCCCUGCCUGGCACAUGGGGCUGCCCAGCACCCCUGGUCACCUCUUGCCACGGGAGCCCGGGGCGCCAGAAACUCGCCAUCAUCCAAAGUGCCGUGGAACAUGUGCCCGCACUUUGCCGAGCCGCAGCGGCCGGGCAGGAGCUAGGGGGGCCGUGCCCGCCCCGGGCUGGCCCCUGCCCGCUGUGUGCUGCAGAGAACCUCUUUCGUGCGGGUGUUUCUCUUUGCAGAGACGUUUUUUAAGCAGAUCUUUAGUUCUUUACACACUAACGGAGUCGCCGCGUUUUGUCCUUUGUAAAGAUUUUAAACCAAGUGUUCUUGAUAUAAAAUAAAAAAGCCAGUUAGAAUCCCAGCGUGUGUGGCCCCGGCAUCCCCGAGCCUGGCAGCACAUGCCCCCAGGCC
Messenger RNA from Gavialis gangeticus (Gharial), 3581 nucleotides. It is a transcript of the gene NLGN3, whose product is annotated as neuroligin 3. The coding region runs from base 209 to 2719 and encodes 836 amino acids. The transcript is spliced from 6 exons. Gene Ontology annotation, cellular component: synapse; postsynaptic specialization membrane; cell surface. The record is from RefSeq and is a predicted model, not a curated record. Gene Ontology annotation, biological process: presynaptic membrane assembly; neuron cell-cell adhesion; synaptic vesicle endocytosis. NCBI's taxonomy places the organism in Eukaryota, Metazoa, Chordata, Crocodylia, Gavialidae. Gene Ontology annotation, molecular function: signaling receptor activity; neurexin family protein binding.